CCAACUUCUGGUAGACAAUUAUACAGCCCCGAAAACCCGUAGGCUUAUCAUCAAAAACUUGAUUUCAUGUUGAUUGUAGUACAACUACGGAUACGACCUAGGUGUAUAGUUGCAGUAGGUAGAGUUUGCAUGAAUCUACACAAUGAGACAUGAGAAACGAUUAUCUACUACGUACUAGGACGCUGCAGGAGAGGUAUAUCAUAUAUGGUUCGAAACUAUUUUUGGGGUAUAGAUUCUUGUCAUCGUGAUUUUCUCCGCUGCGCUUGCGCUACGCUGGCGGCAGGGUAGUUGUGAUUUAAUUCUCCCGUUGUUUUUGUUAAUGGAAAAUAAAUAAUGAUGACUCAGUGAAGAUUUCUACUUCCUCUUGAUGGGGCGAGCCUUUGUUUCCUCCUUUCAAUUCCUGGAAGUUUCAAUCCUGACACACCACCAAGCGGAUUCUAUUUCUUUGCGCGGUCGAUCGCAACGACGAUCCCACGAAAAACGACAACGGCGCUCAGAACAAUAGGAGCAGCUUCUACUUGUACGAGCCUGGACCUGGUGUAGUAAACAAGACACUACAUAUACAUGCUGGAUUUGUCGGCAGCAACAACAUCAAAAAAGAAUCAAGAAGAUGUCGCCGCGUGCUGUGAGUCCUGGUACCCCGAUACGGAUCCCUGAGGGUAACCCAAAUUUGACGAACGUGUCGACGAUAGCAUCCUCACCAGCCUAUUCCAUCAAGGGACGAUGGAAAGCGGAGGUGUACCGACCAGGCCUCGACGGUCCCGGCGGCAUUCUGGACAUGAGCAAGAUGACCUACGUGAGCAGCAAGCGGGCACGGAUAACGGGAGCAAAGUUCAGCAUGGCAUCCCGAUUUCCCGGCACAAGUAAGUACGCAGGAAGGACUGCAGAGGUAGGCACGUACUUCAAGGAGAAAAUACCUACAUACAUGGGCAAUGACAGUAGUGCAGUAGCAUGGGCCAAACACGACACGGAAGAACAAGCGAGAAAAUCGCGAGAGGGCAAGUUGCGAUAUCCACCAGUUUACGACACAAGGAACAAUACCGUGAAGUUCCAUCACACCUAUCGCGAGCAACUCUGUCCAGCGUUCACGAAGAGACAUCACGUGUAUCUCAGCCUCACAAUAUCAAGAAAAUUUGAAUUCGUUAUCACAUCAGUUUUCGACAGUGUUAAUACACAACUCACAGUCAGAGGACAGUCACACACGAGAUAGAGAAAACUCUUUUUAGUUGAACAUGAAGCUACUGUAGUACACAUUCGAUUGCAUGAUGAUACUUUCUAAUAUCAGUCUACAACACAGGUUCAAUGAUGUGCCAGCACACCGAAUGAAAGAGCCAGGCUUCGACAAGUAUACGCCGAAUCACAAAGCACUUAUUGGAGCGGUUCCCUUGGGUAUUGUGCCAAAGGAGAAACGAUCAGGAUUUCCCGUCAAAGAACCGAGGCCGGGCGACCCGACAACAGGCCCAGGAAAAUACCCGAUACCGAGUACUAAUGGCUUUUACUGUUUUUGUUUUCGGCGCACUAACGUGAAGGUGUUGCGGUUGGUUGUGGCUAGGGCUGAUUUAUCAAGAAAAUUAAUGAUUCAGGACUUUUUGUUUUACUUAAUUCAUUGUAGUACUCUCAACACCUCGAUCUUGAUGACCCGCCCCGACUACUUACCUCUUUGUCCAGGUACUUUUCAUCAAAGUGCGGACAAGCUUAGUGACUGUCGGUUCAAACGUAGUGCGCGUUAUACACUCGCGGGAGCUCCAUGGCGGACGGAUGCAAAACGACGGGAGCCUUCGCCAGAGGCGGCAACCACUAUCGAUGCGCCGUUCAAUGGCGCAAGUACGAUUUUUGGUUGGCGAAAAUAGUACUGGCGCUCUUGCCGAAACUGCCACCGCGAUUGUGAUAAUCGUGGUUGCACUUCUCGACGCGUUGUAUAAUAUAACAGGAGCAACUAAGCACGGGCGAAUCUUCGACCAUUCACCAAUCGUUCUUGAAGAAAAUCUUGUGAGCAGCUACCGAUGCCCCAUCAGAUGACGUUGUCAUAGGAGUAUCUGUCUUCAUUUGGACUUGGGUCCAAUAAAUAGCAUCGACUGACUACAGUGACAGUAAAAUUGUACUAAUAACAAUCGAUUUAUCAUCUCGUCUUUCCAUUGUAACUAUUUUAUUUAACUUGUACCAGCACUACAAAGUCUAUUGUAAUGUAGCAAAGAGAACAUUCACCCACGUAAACACAUACAUGUAUAUAUGCACAGUUAAAAGAUGUUAUAGGGGGAAUGUUCGUUUGAGUACAACUAAGUUGUCAUUUGUAACAAUGGUCUUUACUCUCAAAUAAAUUAGAAUCAGUAGUUUGUUGUUGAAUAAAACAGGUCCAAAGUUUUUCAGUGUGCGCUUCGCAAAACCAAAAUCAUUUAGUCAGCCUUCUUAUUCAUAAACAUUUAUUCCUAGAAUGGUAAAAACGACUGAUCGAAAAAAGACAGAGUCGGGAAAGUCUUCCUUCGAUAGUCAAGUCGCAUCAUCACACAAUUGGUUCCAACCGAAAUGAAUACAGAUUGAUAUCGAUGCUCCUUACGAACACAACAUACAAUGCUCAUCCAUGCUGAGCAUCAGAAUGAACGUCAAAGGAUAUAUUUAGCAUCAAAGGGUAUUCAUCAACACAGUGAAUGAC
Amoebophrya sp. A25 is the source of this 2650-nucleotide messenger RNA. Lineage: Eukaryota; Dinophyceae; Syndiniales; Amoebophryaceae. The record is from the annotation of a GenBank genome assembly.